CUUAUUUUACCGUCACCGAUCACGGAGGCGUAGUCACGCACGAACGCUGUCGGUUUGAGUCACCUAGCUUACAGCCGCGUAUCACUUCACACCGAUAUAAGUCGGAAGAUUUGCAUUUUAAAACAUAUUUAACCAAAAACUUCACUGAAUCUGGAUUUAACGUACUGAACCUUUAUAUGGACUUUGCUCUUUGCAGCAUUCUGCGUGUUUCCCCACUGUAUUUUCUCCGUAGAUAGCAGUUCGAUUUCAGAAGGCGGCGAAAUGGCAACGGACGAGCUGUCAUCGAAGCUGAACCGCAGGCUGCAGAUCGAGGAUGGCGCGCACGAGCCGGUGGCCCUGGACGAGGCUCACGAGAACGGAGCGCACGAGAAAGCGGCCACGGCCAGCGCGGACUCAGAGCUGGGAGCAAUACUGCAGCGGCGCGGGGAGCUGAACGAGGGCGUCGGUGAACACCAGCAGCACAGCAUGAAGGUGUUCAACCCCUACACCGAGUUCAAGGAGUUCUCGAGGAAGCAGAUCAAAGACAUGGAGAAGAUGUUCAAACAGUAUGAUUCCGAGAAAGAUAACUUCAUCGAUCUGAUGGAGCUGAAGCUGAUGAUGGAGAAACUCGGUGCACCUCAGACUCACCUGGGCCUGAAGAACAUGAUCAAAGAAGUAGAUGAGGACUUGGAUGGCAAACUCAGCUUUAGAGAGUUUCUCCUUAUCUUCAGAAAAGCAGCAGCAGGAGAGCUGGCGGAGGACAGCGGGCUUCAUGUCUUGGCACGUUUGUCUGAGAUUGAUGUGUCUACUGAGGGAGUGAAGGGAGCAAAAUCAUUCUUUGAGGCAAAAGUGCAGGCCAUUAAUGAAUCAAACCGGUUUGAGGCGGAAAUCCGCCAGGAGCAGGAAGAUAAGAAGCGUCAGGCGGAGGAGAGGAAACAAAGACAAGCUGCUUUCAAAGAGCUAAAAUCAGCCUUCAAAUAGCCUCAUCCACCUCGACAGCCUCGAUUUACUCAUCCACUUUUGUCCGUCUGUCUGUUAUCAGAGUCCCCUGCAAUCAGAGAUACUAUGCAAGGCCGUGAAAUGCUCAGAGAACCAUGCAGAUUCAUCUUCCUGAGAGAGGGACACUUAUGUAGUUCGUGCUCAUGAGCGGAUGUCAGUGUUGAAAUCGUCUGUUUUACCAUUGCCUGGUUCUCUCACGCUCACUCUCAGGCUUAUUUUAAAUGUGAAGCCAGACACUGAUCUCUAUACACUGGAUUGGAUUUGUUCUGUUUCA
Messenger RNA from Carassius carassius (crucian carp), 1252 nucleotides. Its product is annotated as EF-hand domain-containing protein D2-like. Gene Ontology annotation, molecular function: calcium ion binding. Lineage: Eukaryota; Metazoa; Chordata; Actinopteri; Cypriniformes; Cyprinidae. The transcript is spliced from 4 exons. The record is from RefSeq and is a predicted model, not a curated record. The coding region runs from base 262 to 960 and encodes 232 amino acids.